Cyphellophora europaea CBS 101466 is the source of this 747-nucleotide messenger RNA. RefSeq lists its product as uncharacterized. Bases 1 to 747 code for a protein of 248 amino acids. The record is from RefSeq and is a predicted model, not a curated record. The transcript is spliced from 2 exons. Lineage: Eukaryota; Fungi; Ascomycota; Eurotiomycetes; Chaetothyriales; Cyphellophoraceae.
AUGCCAGGCGACCUCCUGGAUGUCAUCGGCAUAGGAACUGUCGAAAUCCCAACUAAGCGUUCGCCAAACCUAUCCGGAACCGCUGCCCAUGGCUCAUUGAUCCUCGACAAUGUGUUGCAUGUGCCCAACGCCUUGUGCCAUGGGAUUGGCCAUCCUAUCUUUCACCAAGGAUACAGUGUGAUGACCCAUUUCACCGACAAGUUCUUGGGGACCAUCAAGGAUCAGAAUGGCAAGAAUGUGGCAUUCUUCGAUCCAAACAAGAGAUUGUUCGGCAUCAAGCUGAGAGAGACACCCCGGACCUUCGACCUUUGGGGCCGUCAAUCAUGCGGGUGGGCGAGGGUCAAGAAAUGGCUCUCGCUAUCGGCUACUCUGGCCCGCGGAGGAGAGACAGAAAACGCCGAGAAGGCCUUCCUCAAGAAGCACUACGGCAGCGAGCUCAAGUUUCUCAUGACCCAAGGUCUCAGCAUCUACAAAGACGAGCGUCGUGAGGACGGCCGCCAGAUCCUCCGUGCAUUGAUGCAGGAUGAGGACGAGGAUGGCGAAGACGACGAAGAAGGUUCCGAAUUCGACUUCACCGGCCACCAGGCCGACUACAACUUCACACACAAACAGCUCGACUGGAUUGAAAAGAAUUACAAGAACUCCGAGAACUUCAUGAUCUCGUACGGGCUCAAGUUCUAUGAUAACGAUGAUCUCCACGAGGCGAAGGCGAUUGCCAACGCAAUGAUGAGAGACGAUGACGACUGA